Paramecium tetraurelia is the source of this 342-nucleotide messenger RNA. RefSeq lists its product as uncharacterized. Lineage: Eukaryota; Ciliophora; Oligohymenophorea; Peniculida; Parameciidae. The transcript is spliced from 2 exons. The record is from RefSeq and is a predicted model, not a curated record.
AUGUUAACGAAGAAAAUAAUAUGGUUCACAGGGCAAAAUGAAGAAGAGAAAAAUAAUACUAAUUUUAAUUAUAAAGAGAGAACAAGUUAAAAGAAAUCAUAUAUUAUCUGGGUUAUUAAGGUUUGGUAAGAACUGCUGUUAUUGUUAAAUGCAGAAGUGAGCAACCUCAUGAUUGAAAUUAGAUUAUCAGAAUCAUAUAAUUCAAAAUUUCUAUUUAGUGAACAAAUCUACUGUUAGAUUAAUCUUAUAGAGUGUAAAUUUAUACUUUAAAGUCAUUAUGAAGUUUAUUAUGAAACAAUGUAUAAAGAGAAUAAGGUGAUUUACAAAGAAACUUAAUUAUGA